Messenger RNA from Magallana angulata, 4578 nucleotides. Its product is annotated as RING finger and SPRY domain-containing protein 1-like. The transcript is spliced from 15 exons. Bases 326 to 2194 code for a protein of 622 amino acids. Gene Ontology annotation, cellular component: cytoplasm. The record is from RefSeq and is a predicted model, not a curated record. Gene Ontology annotation, molecular function: protein binding; ubiquitin-protein transferase activity. Lineage: Eukaryota; Metazoa; Mollusca; Bivalvia; Ostreida; Ostreidae.
UAGAACGCAUAUUUUGAUUAAUUACAGAUGAUAUGAGCUCUUUAUUUCAAACGCCGGUAAGAAUUUUGAGAAAACGCUUUCAAAUAUCGAUGAUUUAUUAUAUUACCCACAAUUCUCUGCGGUCAACAUAAUUUUUCCAAUAUGGAAGAUGAAAGUAAGAAGAGUCUUCCUGUUUGAUAUUGAAGAUGAAUUGAAUGCAACAGCAAUCAAGAAGCAGGUAAAAGCUAGGGCUUCGAAGCACAUAGAAUGGGAAACUAGGAGGAUGACAUUUGCAAGAAAACAGUGUUUAAGACACAUUUUAAUAAGGAAAGAAAUAUGAACUGUUAUGAUUGUCACAAUAUGGAUGUUGUAUAUGAAUAGGAGUGCUAUAUUACAAUUUCUACAGACAACUUUUCAGCAAACAAAGUACAGCAUGGGUGCUUGUAUUUGUAAAGAAAAACACGUUGCUACCAGUCGACGUUCAGUUAGAGAGACAGAGGGUAGUAAUUUGAGUCAGGGCCAACAGUCAGUUGGUCAGCGACCGGUUUCUUCCAGCAGCCGAAGGUCCCUCCCCUCACACUCACACUCCAGGAGUUCCUCCAGAGCAGGUGCAAAUGUGGAUAAAUUAGUGCUAGAGACACUUAAACUCAUCCGCACUCUGGUUGACAAUGAGCAAGGUCCUCCACAGGCAAUGCUUACACUUCACCGUGUGGCGGAGUCAGAGGAUGGCUGGCUACAAGUUGUGGAGUCUUUGGUGGUAUCUAUUCCUCUAGAUGAUCCCCUGGGUCCUGCUGUAAUUACACUUUUACUGGAUGAGUGCCCACUACCCACAAAGGAUGCUAUUUUACUGCUGUACAAGAGACUGAAGCUAUCUCCAAUUAGUCCUGCCAAGGCCUACAACUCUGUCAGCUGUCAGAGAAAUAUAGGCGUGGUUCUGGGCUGUCUUGCAGAGAAGUUGGCAGGUCCAAAUGCAAUAGAUAUUCUAACAGAUGAUGUUGUGAAGUACCUAAUAUCAAAUCUGAGUGACAAGCUAGACCCAGCUGUAAUUUUACAUUCCCUUGUGGCUCUGGAAAAGUUUGCACAAACUAGUGAAAACAAAGCCACAAUAAACAAAUGUCUACGAGAAUGUAACCCCUGUCCGCUAGAGGUCCUAGAGAAGUGGUGGCGGCAUGACAAGUACAGUUUGCGUGAAGUGGGGUUUUGUGCUCAGUGGUGCCUUGAUAAUUUAUUUGUUACUGAGAAUCGUGAAUUUUCAUACACAAAAGAAGAUUUAACCAAUAUAAAUGUGAUGUUGAAUAGUAAAGAUGUGAGUGAAUACCUGAAAAUUUCUCCAGAUGGUUUGGAGGCAAGGUGUGAUGCCUCCUCCUUUGAAAGUGUGCGCUGCACAUUCCAGGUGGAUUCUGGGAUAUGGUACUAUGAGGUCACUCUCCUAACGGACGGUGUGAUGCAGAUUGGAUGGGCUACAAAAUCCAGCAGCUUUUUAAACCAUGAAGGGUACGGUAUAGGAGAUGACGAGUACUCCAUGUCCUAUGAUGGGUGUCGGCAGCUGAUCUGGUUCAAGUCGGAGAGUCAUCCCAUAGAGAUGCCAUGCUGGAAAGCAGGGGACAUCUUGGGUCUGCUACUGAAUGUGGACAAGCACCAACUGAUCUUCUACUUGAAUGGAAAGGGACUGGACCCCCAGGAUAGCCUCUUCCAACAUGCAAGGGAGGGAUUCUUUGCAGCGGCUAGUUUUAUGUCUUAUCAACAGUGCUACUUUAAUUUCGGGGCCAAACCAUUUAGAUAUCCCCCAAAAGACAUUGAGUUUAAAAGCUUUAAUGACCACGGGAAGUUGUCAGAGGAGGACAAAGUCAUACUGCCAAGACACAUGAAGUUGGAACUGCUGAAAAAUCUGAAUGUAAAGGAAGGAGCCUGCACACUUUGUUUUGACCAAAUAGCCAAUUAUUACCUGUCUCCAUGCAAACACAGGGGAUUCUGCUAUCAAUGUACACUUCAGAUUGAAUUAUGUCCAAUUUGUCGAACAAAAAUUGAUGAGAGAAUCCAAGAAACUUUGUCUGAAGAUAACAGCAAAUCCACCCAGACACCAAAUGGUCAGAGUAAAGAUUCAAUAGUGAAUAGUGACACAGCACCAAUAAAGGUGACACUCGAUAAAAUGACAGCUAAUGGACAGACUGUGGAAGCCAUAGUGAACAAAGAACAUACCGGGCAUGUAUCAUAGCCCAGGCUUCCUGCGGGGGCCAGGGCUACUUCGAUGGUUUUAUCACCUCAACAAAAAGCUGAAUGAGUGAAUCAUGACUUUUUUAUGAAAAUCUUGUUUAUUGACUUUUUAAUGAGACUAUUUGUAGUUUUGUAACCAUACAGAGGACUUUUUGUUUCCAAUUCGUACGCUGUGAUUUUGUUGUUAGCAUUUCUUUAGUAGAAUAUUUAAUCUGUUAUUGGUAAGAGAUGCUUUUAUUUCAUCGUUGAAAAAGGUUUAUCUGAUGUUUUAGAAUGCCUAGAAAUGUUUUUUUUUCAUAAUUGUUUUUAACACUGAUUCGUAUCUUUCGUCCAAUAAUUUUUGUGGACAGUGAUUUUUUUAGUUUUAAGCCAUUGUUGUAUAUCUAUGAUGGUUCACUGAUACUUCAUACAGUGAAAAAGUACCGGUAUAUACAAGAUGGAGACCCUUAGUGUCAAGAUUGCUUUAAAAGAUCAAAGACCAGUUUCUUGGAUUUGACACUCGGUACUUUCAACAAGAAAUUAUUCAAGAAUUUCUAUGAAAUCAGUAAUAAGGAUAAAUAUUAACCUGGAUAAAUGUACUGGUACAUAAUUUUCUAUUUAAGUGAAAUCAUGGACUUUAAAAUUAUUAAUGCCAAAAUGGCUAUUAUAAUUUUUUUUUGUAUGAAAACAAAAUUUGAAACAAAUUAAUCUUAAAUCCAAACUUACACUGAGCCACACUAAGAAAACACGAAGUGAAAAAUAAGAAUUACACUGGUAAAAUUAGUAUUCAUUUUAUGAUUAAUUGAUAGAAAAUAUGGAACAAAUGGAAUUAGUGGUCUCAUUCUUUCCUUUAAAAAGACUGGUUGAUCUGUUAACCCCCAUCCCAAUUGUAAGUACAUAUGUUUACAUGUAGGCUUAAUACCGGUAUAUUUAUUAUCUGAAAAUGGCGUGAAAAUAAAGGGUGAUUGACAAUUUCAUAUUUUGAUUUUGUUGAACUAUUUUACAGCAUCCAGAAAUGUUUCUGUUAAUAUCUUCUAGAUUGUGUUGAUAAAGAGAGGGUAAAUAAAUAGUAUAUAAAUCAGAACCAGGCUAAAAAGACAACCUGCAAUAUGGCAAUGUUGGUGCUGUAGAAUUAGGUUUUUUUUGGCAUUUCAAUCAAAUCAGUAUAGUUCUGUGGGUUAUUAUUAACUUUAUUUUAAUAAAUAAAUUUAUUGUUGCAUUAUUUUACGGAAAAAAAAAUCAAAAUGAAAUUUUUGUCCGUGUGUUAUUGUGUUCGAUAUAGAUAUCAUGUAAUAUGCUGUGGUUUUUGUUUUAAUGAAUUAGCUUUUUUUUUUUCUUUUACGCAUAACCAAUUUAACAGUGUUGUGAUAUAUUAACUAGCUGUAUUUAUUAAAAAAAAUCACUAAUGUCACGUGGUUAGCAAGAUUUCUAUUUCCCUUAAACACAAAACACCAAUAUCAGCUACAGGCUCUUGUUUGUAUGGUUUAAGAUCUUUGCCUGUUACACCUUUUACUUAUUGUUAUGGACUAAUGUUUUGGAGUAUGCCUAAUUCUGUAGCAUUUCCUUAUCAUGUUCUAGUAUUCUUACUGCCUUAACAUAAAAUUACAUACAUUGCAUUAUGAAAACCCACAGCCAGUCUUGCAUAAGCUCACUGAUCAUAAACCAACUCAUUUAACUUUGCUGGUUUUCAUGGAUAUUUAAGAUAACACGCAGUUGUUUAAGCACUUACUUGAUUGGUUGGACUUUUUGCACAAAAAUGUGAAAGAGCCAAUGGGAAUAGGGCAUAAAGUUUCAAAAGAGUGGGAAAAGUUCAAAGUUAGUCAUUUCCUUGGUCAAUAAACGUUUGUGAGACUGCCCAAGGGUUUCUGGCGAUGCAUACAUUGAUGUGUGUACUACACAAGGAAAUUUCCACAUCGUUCACUCUCCAAUUCGUGUGUUUAGCCAGUCAGGAUACAUCAGUACAUCCCUUAGCCCCUUCCAUCAGGAUUUCGGACUGGGUCUGUAUUUUCUGUCUAUAUAGGUGUUUAUGUUUUAUUAUAUCUGUCCCGUAAUCGGCCCAUCCAGGAUUUUAGAUGUACAUGCAUUUGUCUAGUUUUGUUUUCUGUUGUCCAUGUGCAAUAAGCUAUACACAAUGUUAUUCUUUAUGGAAUGUUAUUGAGAAUUCAAGUCUCACUGGACAUUGGGAUUUUACCAAGAAAUCUACCAUGACUUUAUUAAUCAUAAGCUUAUCUACUAGGAUAAUUUACUGGAGAAAAAAACACAAAUUCUCAGGUAAAUGCUAAUAGUUCAGUGCUGGUUGUAACAUGCUAUAUAAAAUUGGCUAAUCACAUUUUUUAUAUGUUAUGAUAUGUUUUCUACAUUAUAAUUUGAUGUACGUACAAACCAUAAUAAAUCACAUUAAAAUUA